Molecule: messenger RNA, 1326 nt
Organism: Owenia fusiformis
Lineage: Eukaryota; Metazoa; Annelida; Polychaeta; Sabellida; Oweniidae
Source: the annotation of a GenBank genome assembly
CGAUGCAACACUUUAUAGUAUAUUUCAUGCGUUAUCCCCGGACGAUAUAUACCGUUUGGUUUUCUGAGAGUAUGUAAUAUGAAGCAUAAACUAUUGCUUAUACUGCUAUUGGGAUCUACUAAUGUACUAGUAUUAGUGUUUAUUCUUCAGCUGGGAAAAGUAGACCUUGGAAAAGUACCGAUAUUCAUUAAGACAGCCCCCAAACGCUCGGCUCCGAAAAUCAUCAAAUAUAAGAAAGAUGUACAAUCAAAGAAAGGUGAUCACUGGGGACCUUUCAAUAAAAUCCAACCGGUCAUAUCAAACAUCACAAAUAAUCUAGAAAUCCCACCAAACCAACUGGAAUACUUAGAAACAGUGUAUAAACACACAUGUCCGGAGCAUUCUCGGAGAAAACUGAAUCAUCGGCAUGAAACACAAGAAGAUUAUCGCAGAUACAAUAACUAUAGCGACGUGGCUCUAUUGAUAGUUUUCAAUACAGCCCACUAUGAAGUGAUUCCUUUAUUGGAGACUAUGUACAGAACAUCAUUUCCAAAGAUACUGUAUUGCGGGCCUGGAGAACUACCUCAGAAAAUUAUUCAAUGGUUAAGUAUAUCAUUUAUUUCAUAUGGGAGGUCUCCGAGGGGUCGUUUAGACGGUGCUGCAAACUAUGAAUGCCUAACGAUGGCAUUCUCUCUCAAGCUCAACGUCACCGGAUAUAUAUUCUUAGGUGAUGACGUUAUGUUUAAUUUUUGGAAUUUACGUCUUCCCAAGAAUAUCCCAUGGAGCUCACCACAGUUGAUAGGUGAUCUCUCUGAGAAGAAAACGAAAGAAUGCACCUAUGACAACAGUCUCGAGGAUUGGUUCUGCUACGCAACCAAGUGGACUUGGUGGCCUCCAUUUAGAUUCGCGACACUAGAUGCCCUUGAACACCUCCAGCAUGUCUCAAAAUCAUCGCAAGUGGUACAUGAAUGCUUGGAGAAUUUGAAGUGUCGCAACGGAGCCGCCCACAGAGUAAACCGGGGCCUCGCUGAUAUAUACUACGUCCCUAGCAAAUAUGCAAGAGAAUAUAUUGAACUCUCAACAAUAUUCUGGAAAAACAAAGUAUGGUUAGAAAUAGCUGUUCCGACAAUACUAAACUGUAUCGCAGAGGAACGUCCACCUAUAAUACCUGGAUCAUACUUCAAAGAUUACACAGAGCUAAGAAACAAGCCAUGGGUCCAUUUUCCUGUCAAUGUGGACAAAGUAUUCUUUCAUCCAGCUAAACUUAGCGCAGUAAUUGAGAAGUCUCAGGACCACGUAACAUACUUUUGUGAUGUUGUCAUGACUGAAAUUGUUAAAAACACCUGA